AUGAAAAGUUCACGAGAUCGUGAUUAUAUACCUGUAGAAACUAGUGUUAAUGAACAAAUAAAUACACUUUCAUUUAAGCCACAUAUAACACAACGUUUAACUGAACUUGAACAUCCAAAAACUUCUCUUGAUCAUGAAAUAUUACAUACAUUAAGAGAAUCAUAUGAUGAUCGUUCAUCACCAACAACAAGAUCAAUAACAUUAACAAAUAUUGAUUAUGCAUUAUGGCUUGAAGCUGGUAAAUAUGCACAUAAACCAACAUAUGCUAAAAGUCUUGAUGGAAAACCACCAAUUAAUUAUAAUAUAUGGAGAAACUAUCGUCAUUAUUAUUCAGGUAUAAAUAGUAAUAAUACACGUCGUAUUAAUGGUCAAUCACGAUUAAAUGAAGAAGCAGCAUUUAAAUAUCCAAUUAUAAUUCCAGCACCAUCACAACUUGGUGAAAAUCAUUUAAGACAAUUUUUUGAAUCUAAUAGAAAAGAACUCUUUCAAAAUCAAUCUCAUUUUCGUAUGGCACUUAUUAAAGCUGAUAAUGAUGAAAGAAUGUUACGUUUAUUAAGUUUAAAAAGUCAGCAACGAAAUCCACCUGCAUCGUCAGAUAUUGCUGAAUCAUCUCGUUUAUCAAAUAUUUCAUCUCUAAAUAAACCAUUGUCAGCAUCAACACUUCGUAUUCGACAACCACCACCACAAAAUUCUUUAAAUGUUUCACCAGAAUUUCUUCCACGAUAUAAAUUUGGUAGUGGUAGAAAAUUUAUUAUGAAAGAUAAUCAUCCAUCAAUUGAAAAAUUAAAAUUUGAACAAGAACUUAAAAUGGCUAUUAGUUUUCAUCGUGAACUUAAACGAGCAAAAGAAGGCAAUGAAAAAAGUCUUUAUGCUCGUCAUCAACCGGUUUAA
This is a messenger RNA of Rotaria sp. Silwood1, 891 nucleotides long. Lineage: Eukaryota; Metazoa; Rotifera; Eurotatoria; Philodinida; Philodinidae. The record is from the annotation of a GenBank genome assembly.